Physcomitrium patens is the source of this 1951-nucleotide messenger RNA. RefSeq lists its product as uncharacterized. NCBI's taxonomy places the organism in Eukaryota, Viridiplantae, Streptophyta, Bryopsida, Funariales, Funariaceae. The record is from RefSeq and is a predicted model, not a curated record.
UCGUCGAUGAUCCUCAUCGCUUUGGAACCUCAUAAGGUGACAAUGUGUAUAUGUUUAUAAAUAUGUUUUGCACUUUGCAACACAUCAUUAUCAUUUUUGAGUUGCGAUCAAUCUCUCUGCUUUCUCAACUUGGGAUUCGAUUCUUCUGGUAAACUAUGGAGAACAAGAACAUAGACGCAACGCCCUUCACACUGCAAGGGGAGCCAGCUGGGUUGGGAACACUCCCCAUGGGGUGUCUCGAUCAUGCAGGCUACACCAUGUCAAACGAAAAAGACUUCUACUCCAAGUUCAUCCUGGAGCUCGUCCCUAACAAUGCCCACGACGACUCCUGGUACGUGAAAAACCUUAAACCUGUGCAGCCCAUGCAGCCGCGAAUCGAUACCAGGCUCUUCAAUGGUUCAUUCCGAAACGCCAUCAACGCCCCAGAUCGCAUGAAUGUCAUGUACAGCCACGACGCUCUGGCUAGAGGCAAAAUCUCGCGUCUGGACGAAGUGUCAGUUCCCACUGAUGACGCUGCAUUUGUGGAAGCUCGAGCAAUGCGGUACGAGGGACAAGUGAGGCCCCGACUCAUCUCCUUCCUCCUUCCCGGCAAACCAGAGAAGUACUUGUGGAUCGACUUGUCGUGGCCUAUCCGCAACAUUCUGCUGCCGAUCUCUCAGGUCAGUUAUCCCGGCGAAAAACCAAACUGCACAUACACUCAGAUCAACUUCCGAAUGCUGCUUGGUCGACUGGCUGUCUCAGGCUGGGCAGAGGAUGGGAACCAAGGAUUCGUCAACUGGGAAGGAGACAACAAGAGAGGGCUGGUGUGGAAUGGCUCUGCAGCCUCAAUGCGCAUCGAUCUAGAGUUGCUGUCUUUGCUGCUCACACUCCCUCGACACAUGCGGAAGCCGGACUUCAACGUGCUCGCAGCUCUGCAACUCCACAGAUGGGACGUGGGGGUCCCUUACAAUCCACGUUUACCAAUGAACAGCAACGGCCAUUUCGUCAGUGAGACGGGCAAAUAUGUAUCCAACUACCCACUGGUCAGUGGCCGUAGUGCAAGGAGAAGCACUGUUGGGGUCGCCUACGAUAAGUUUCUGAGCGACAUCAAUGGCGUGCAGGUCGUCUUUCCUCCUCCUCCUCCGAACAGAAUGGUGUCCAUACUAAACACAGUCUUGUCCGUGGGCCUGAGUUUCAUUCCUGUAUGCGGUCCUCUACUGGCCAUUGCGAGCCCACUGGUCAUCAGGGCAAUCGAAGAUCCAACCAGCCUAGAGGUGAAGAAUCUUCUGACAAUUGAGUUCGGCAUCGAACUGGCGGGAGCGAUCCUCGGCAGCGCUCAGAGCUACCAGGGCCUGAAGAACCCGUCUGCAAAGAAGUCGGACGUGACCCCAGAGAUGCCGCCACCUCUGUACUAUGGCGAGUCACCAGAUGAUUACAAGCUGAACCCCAACACCAUGGACCCCACUGAGGAGGAGAAGGAGAUGGCCAAGAAGGACCCAGAGAAAAGUAAUGACUCCGUCGAACCCGAGUCAUCUUGAUGGAAGAGCACCGAAGCAUCGGCUUCAGUCACAGAGAGAGAGUCACCUAUAUAACAGUGUGGGUCUGAUGUAGGUGCAAGGAUCUGCCGUUGUCGCACGUUGAAUGCAACCUGUCCCUCGGUGUGCAUCUACAUGACAGAAAGUGGUUGCAGUAGGAUACUAGCAACAUCGGCAUCGUGCAUGUUAUGUUUGCCAACAUGUACUGUUAAGCAGUGGAGUUGUGUAAAAACUAGCUAGCCUCAGCUACGAGGUUCGGCACAGUUUCCUAGCUGUUUUGUGAAAUGAUCCCACGUUUAAAGUAUGCUCCGCUUGCACGCAAAAUCCGACGACGCCAUUCUGACCAUGAUUGGAAUGGUUUCCUGUACUGGAUGUCACGUGCUCAGGAAUUCACUUGAGCUUGUGAAGUAAGAAUAAUUUUUGUCUUCUCCCUACAA